AUGCCUCCACGUUCUCCAUCCAGUGAGUCGUAUAGUGACCCUAACGUUGGUACCGCGUUGUUUGUCCAUGGUGUUUGUAGACCGCUACAGCGGCCCUACGACGGACCAUCUCAAGUCCUAUGGCGUGCGGACAGGCAUUUCACAUUCACUCAUGGCGAGGUGGGGUCGGCUGACAACCUGUAAGUGGCUUAUUACGAGCCUCUUGCGCUCACCCCAAACAGAUCAUCCCUCUACACCUGCCGCGGUGUCCCCAGUGAUUUCUCUUUCCCCGCUUACACCUAAUUACUCUGCAUAUUUACCUAUCUACCCAACUCCACCCUUCAUCCUAGGGAGCCAGUAGGUGUCAAUGAGAAAUCUGGUCUUGUUUAUUGCACUUACUGGGUUGGUGAAACAGACAAACAGGUCAACCCGAGACUGCACGCAUAAGAACCAUUUGUGAUACGAAGGAUACAAAACUUUCCUUAGGAACUGCCUACUUAUCCUCGUGGCGUGAGAUAUGGUGGGCUGCGUCAGUUCUUAUUCGAUGUGGAAUACUGGCUGUGUUCAAACAUUCUCCCAGACUACGUUCAAUCUCCGAGCCAUCACCAUACAGUCUCCAGCAGGAAACACACAUGCUAACUAUAACUUUUCAAGUUGUCCUUUUGUAUUUUUACGUCCCCUUGAUAUUAUUUAGCCAUUACAAAGGACUCUUUGGCAUCUUAUGGCGUACAAACAUGCAUUUUAAUGACUACCAUUGUAGUCGCACUGGUGUGGUUUUAAUCGACCAUUUUAAGGUGGCUCAUUCCAAGCCUCCUGCGUUCGCUCCCACAGGUCAACCUUCUACACCCGACACGACGUCUUCUGAAAACCCAGUUCAUUCUCCUAUCAUCCUGUCUCCAACACCUACACGUGGUGGUCGUCAUGUCCAUUUCUGUGGCUCCUGCAAACUUAUAUAUACCGCCUUAUAUAUCUAUAUGCCCAUUUCGAACUUUCCAACUCCGCUCUCCUUGGAGGAAGAAAGUGGAGGAGGAGGAAGAGGAGGAGGAGGAGGAGGAGGAGGAGGAGGAGGAGGAGUAG
This is a messenger RNA of Spirometra erinaceieuropaei, 1056 nucleotides long. NCBI's taxonomy places the organism in Eukaryota, Metazoa, Platyhelminthes, Cestoda, Diphyllobothriidea, Diphyllobothriidae. The record is from the annotation of a GenBank genome assembly.